UUUAUUUAUUUUAUUUUUAUUUAUUUUUUUGCUGUCACUUUCAGCUGGGCCAAAAGUGUGAUUCAAUACAUUGAAAUAAGUAUCAGUUCUCUUAAAACAAACAGAAUGAUUUCCCAUCCUGUUGGGAAAUUAGCCCACCCGCAACAACAAAACUUAUAUAAACCUAUUUCCUGCUCUGUUAAAAGUAUCUGGAGACUGGAAAUCCCAAGUCUUCAGAAUCCCACUGGGCAGAAGUUUCAGAGGUUAAACUAUAUCUUGUACUGGCCCAACUUGCCAGGUGGCAAGUAUUUUGUCCUUAUUUGUAAGACCCAUUCAUUUCUACCACCACAUAAUGCAAUUUGGUGUGCUUGCAUCUGAAACAUGCAUUCCUUGACGACAGGUUAAUUCUGUAACUGCUCCGCAGUUGUAGGCUUUUCUAAAACAGGGACAGGGUAGCAUGAUGAGAAUACCCGUAAGUGCCACAGCUUCAAGGUCAUUUUGAGUGGGCCUACUGCUGCACACCACUAACCACUUAGCUUGGAUUUACUGUGCUUACUGACAGCUUUGAAGCAAACCUAGGACAGUGCAUAAUAAAGACAAGUAAAAUGGACUUAGACUAUGUUAUAAGGAUUUCCAAGCAUUACCUGAAAUGAAAAACAAACAAACAAAAAAUGUGUUGUUUUGUAAACUAGCAUAAGAUUUAUUCAGGGCUUAAUUGUCUUAAAUUUUGCCUAAAUUGUAUUUAAAGAUGCAUGCCUCAUUGGUUUGCAUGCAAUUUGCAUUGUGCUUAUUUUCCAGGGUAGCAGUGUAGUAUAUUGCUUACAAAAAGAGGGGGAGUUAUGUUAUGCACUCUCUUCCCAAUCAAUUUCUGUUGAACCUUGCUCUGCAAGUUUCACAUGACAAGCAGUCACCAGAACUGAAGUUUUUCUUCAAGAAAACUGGGAUUUGGCAUGAUCAUUCUUAUGCUGAAUUUUACAGUAUGUCGUUAUAAAAAAAAGGCUACAUUUUGGUGCUGUAAGGAUUCUUGGGUUACAUUCUGCCAAACUGUAACAUAGCAGGUGGUCUAUCAGCUCUCUCAAUUAACCAUUUUAGAAGCCAUAGUUUGUCACUUUAAAGUGUAUGAUACCUGAAUUCUGGCUGAGGAAAGGGUGAAACUGGUUACAUGGCUUCUUUGUCAAACGUGCUUAACCAAUGAAUGCCGCUUCUUUCCUAACACUCUAAAUGUAAUUAAUAAUCGUGCAUAGCCUACAGUCUCCUUUCGGCAGUGGCCUGACAGCUCGUUUUUCCGCGCUAUUCAUGUUUUGCAAGCCCCUGAUAAUGAACUGCGUGAAGACUUGGGGGAGGGGCGAGGGGGAAAAAAAUAGAAGCGCUGCUGGAACUCUGUUCGGUACACAAUGUUCUUUCACAGACCUGCUGAAAACCACACUGUCGCAUCGCGGUCAGACGCGCGCGCGCACUCACAGGUUAACUGAGCGUUCUAUAGGCUACCGUUUAUACGUCCUUUGUGUGUUAAGUGUUCCUCGAUUAUUUAGUAUUUUACUGUUAACUUCAGAUAAGAUAUGGUUGUUCCUGGUGAGCCAUAAGUUCAGGGUCCUUAGAUAUCAGCAAAACCCACAGGUAAUCCAAUGUGGGCUAAGGCGCAUUAUUGCCUGAUUCUAUGUUGCUUGGAGUAUGACGCACUGGUUGGAUCACGCCGUGUGUUUCUGCAAAUGCGGGUUUAUGUUUACUGCAAAUAUACAAUGUAUUAUGGUUUGGACUGCAAUAAGGUCGUCCACUGAGCUCAAAGACAAGUGUUCUGAAUAUAUUGGUUAUGUUUGUCCUUUGUAAUGAUGCAGUUGUAUUGGAGUGAACAUCCUUUCCCGAAAUGGUUCUACCAAAUAUAUAGCAUCAAAUUAGUAUAUCAUUUAUACAGUGGUCCCAGGGUGCGCGUGUACCCGUUCUUUCAUGUGCCGUCGCCUUGGCACGCACGUGAAAGAAAUCCUACCCCCUGCAGCCUUGCUCACUGCUCGCACGUGAGAGUGCAGGGGUUUCACGUGUUUUGCCACGCGAUACGUUAUUGGGCAGUAGAACAUUUCUUGUACACUGUGUUUUCAAUGUAAAGGGACAUAAACAUAUUGGUGCGUACACGUGCACUUUUGUGUGGAAAGGAGGCUUGGCUUGGGCGUGUGUGUAUUCUGCUACAUUUAGCUAAACGAAAGCUUAAAGUUGAAAGCGCGCCGAAGUGGGUAGCUUGGGCUACGUUAUUUACAAUGCUGUAAUUUGAUAAUUCACCAAUUAACCAAUUUUCUGUAUUUGAUACGACUUGGGUAGUUGUAUCAAUACAUUGACCAAGUUUCGCUGGUCUUCACGCCCAAGUCUUCUGACUCCCUCUUAUACUCUGUCGGGCUGAGUAUGUACACUAUGCAGACCGCAUCCUACACAUUGAAUCUGUCUGGUACAGUAUGUACCUUUUUGCUAUCACGUUUCUCUCGGAAUGUAUGGAGGGGGAUCGGCAACUGCGUCGACCAAUAGGCAUGCAGGAUGUGGAAACGAUGCAGCUUCGUCUUUGUGUUCUUCUAAUAUUCAUGUACCAGGAGCGAACACGACCUAUCCGCGCGGGGGCUGUUGAAUAUUACUGAGAGGCGGAGAAUCGGGUCAAUCGCAGGAGUGGCAGUGCGGUGGUGGUGUUGUUGUUUAGUCUAAUCUUUGCUUUAGCAAUUGGGUUCCCUUGAGCGGAGGUUUGGUAAAUAGAACUUUAGCAAAGGAAAGCGCUUCACACCUUUGUUUCGCAUUAAUUGACAUACACGCGUACAAAACGGUACAUAGCUGAUCAUGCCCGUAGAAUCGACACCUACUAUCGCAGUGGCACCGGAGCGAAGCUCCAGUCCACAGAGGUCGUUCCCUUUCGUUCUGAAGAAGAUCAUGGAUAUUCCCCCACCAAAUAUUCUGGAGGAUUGCGAUGAUGAGAAGGAAAAGGGUAAACUGUGCUCGGCAAGCGAUGGAGAGGGCAGGGGCAGUGGGGGGAGCGACGGGCUGGGGGGCACAGGCGGCGUGUCUGCUUCCCUGACCCCCGCCAUUUGGGACAAGACCAUCCCGUACGACGGCGAGACCUUCCACCUGGAGUACAUGGACCUGGACGAGUUCCUGCUGGAGAACGGGAUCCCGGCUUCUCUGGAGGAGGAGCUCCAGAAGAACCUCAGCACGGAGAGCCCCGAGCAGAAGGAGACGGUCCCCCCUGCCACCGCCUCCAGCCCCCCCACCGCCUCCAGCCCCACCCCUACUCCCACACCCACCCCCGCCCCCACCCCCACCCCCGCCCCUAAAGACACCACCCCCGUCUCCCUGCUCUCCUCCGUGGAGCUGGAUCAGGACGUGGAUGACCUCCCCGUCUCCAAGACCUUGAAUGCAUCCACCACCAAAACCAUCAUAGAGGUGAACAAGGAGAGGGAGCGGGCCACCCCGUCGCCGAUCAGCCCGGACGACGUGGUGGUGGAGGUGAACUUCCAGCCGGACCCGGCCGACCUGGUGCUGUCCAGCGUGCCGGGCGGCGAGCUCUUCAACCCCCGCAAACACCGCUUCUCAGAGGAGGAGCUGAAACCACAGCCCAUGAUCAAAAAGGCCAAGAAGGUGUUUGUGCCCAGCGAGCAGAAGGAUGACAGGUACUGGGAGAGGAGGAAGAAGAACAACAUGGCGGCGAAGCGCUCGCGCGACGCCCGGCGCCUGAAGGAGAACCAGAUCACGGUGCGCGCGGCCUUCCUGGAGCGGGAGAACGCCGCGCUGCGGCAGGAGGUGGCCGAACUGCGCAAGGACUGCGGCCGCUGCAAGAACCUGGUCUCCCGCUACCAGGCCAAGUACGGGCCCCUGUAAGGGGCGCCUGGCAGCCGUGCGCGGGGUCGGUCGGCCCGGCCGACGGGCGUCGACACGCUGACCGACGCAGCUUCAACAACAGACAUCCCGGCGUCCCUUUUAUUUACCCGCCCCACUUUCAGACCGCUGUGUCGCUUCAAAGCGACGUCCACGGUACACGCGCGACUCAGACGUGCGCAGACGCAACAACCCGCCGCCGGCGCGCGGGAACACGCAGGGCGAGGUGCUCGCUCAAACACACACCGCCGUACAUUCAGGGGGUCCCGCCGGGCGCCGGCUCUCAUUAGCAUAAACAAACGCACACGGAAUGCGCUCAUGGCACCGUACAGAAUUGCCAGAGCAGGGUGGCGCAAGGGGGGGCAAAUUAUUACACCUUACCGCCAGCCGGCCUCCAGAGCCGAGGAGCGAUAGGUCUGAACACGCUGUUGCCUGAGCUCGAUUUCAUUUACACAGGUAAACCAUUAAGGCAAUACUCUUUCAAAGCAUGAACACUUUAAAUACUGAAUCGUGAACCUCGUCUUUCCCCCUCCUGUCUUCCGAACUCUUCUGUGGUGACUGGCCUUUUUUCUCCUCUGUUAAAAAGCACUGCUACUGAGGUGAGCGGACAAUAGAGAGUAGAGACUGACUGGCAGGUUGAUUUACUGAUUCAGAGCAAACGACAUGGUGAAAUGACACAAGAUUAGUGGGUGGGUUUGGGAAUCGUUAACUGAAAGAUAAAAAACUGGAAGUUUGUAUCCCACUGCCACGUUAAACGUCAGCGUCCUGCGAGCUUCCCUUGAUAUUUUUAUUGCUGAGUGUUCCUUCCGUAUUUGAGGGGAAGUAAAAUCGGGUUAAUCUCACAGAAGUAUGUGAUUGUUUGAUUUGGUUUUAUUGUAUAUAGACUUUUUAAUUCUCUAAUGCACCAUAUUGUGUGUGUUCUUGUUUUUUUGCACUUACCAAUUGUAAAAUCGGCAAGUUGAGCGAAAAGCGUAAAAGACGAAACGAGGAGUUUACGGGCGAAGACGAGGAAAAGGCUUCUUUUACUGUGACACCUGGGGGUUGUAGUUUGAAAUAGCCUGUCCUACAUUGAAGCGACUCUUGUUCCAUUUAUAGAAAUGUUUUUGCAAUAAUUUAGCUUUCAGUCCGACUCCUCAGUUUUAUAAAAUAAUUUUUUUGGAUGAUUUCAGAAGAGGAGAAGGGUGGAGACUGUUUCUUUUAUAUAGUGGAUGAAGUCAAAGGCAGGGCUUUCAUCAUGCUUAUUACAGGUGUAUAUAGAUGAGUUUUCUUGUGAAAAUAUACAUGUGCAGACGGGGCAAAACAUCAUUCAGAGUCUAUGUCACUUCAACGGCAAUUUUGAGAGUGCUUUAGCUUAGCCUAGACUCCAUGCUUUAGCUUAGACUAGACUCCAUCUUGAAAUUACCCAUUUAUUUACUCAAGAUAGCCCUAUAGCUAUUUUAGUCAUAAUUGAAAUGUCAUAUCUUUGAUUUUCUCUACCUUCAUAUCUUUUGAUUUUCUCUACCUUCAAGAAAAACACAACUCUGUCGUUAUAUAAAUCUUUCAUUGCAUCAGCAAUCGUAAUUAUGAUAAAGUAACGCGGAGGGAGAGGCUUAAAUGCCGAGUCUGUCACAUUUCAGUUGUUUCUGCCCCCGUACGCUCCAUUGUUUGUAAACAGGAAACUCAUCUAUAAUGUUAGUACUUUGGUUUAUUAAGGUGCUAGUAGGCCUUCUGUAACAGUGUAUUUUAGGAAGACCUUUAUAUUUGAGCCUUCUCACAAGUAAUUGCUCCACUUCUGCUGGGUUCAGACCCUUGUAAAUAGCUGUUUUGUCUUGUUGUUUGAAAUUGUCUGUUUUUUCAACAAGUGUGACCAGUUGGUCACACGUGAGAAUUUAACUCUUUACAAGUUAUUUACAAAUGUACAAAUAUUUGUCUGUUGAACAAAUGGCCAUGAUGAGUGCAGUGGAUCUGGUUGGAAUAUAUAGUUGUGUAUCUCCUAUUUCUAACAAUAUUCAUUGCAAAAAUUACACAAAAGUGACCUGAUUGAGCAUUGGAUUCCAUGCAUUAUGAAACUGUUAGUUUGAAACGGGUUCUUUAAUCUUAGGACUGGAGCUGGUCUGUGUUUCUGGGUUUCAGUUCUACCUGAUCUCACAUUUACCUCAUUGAACGCUUUCAUUAAAUAUGAAUAUUUCUUUGAACUGUUAAAAAGGACUCUGCCAUGGUUUUCGUAAAGAAUUUGUGGAAGGAGAUUGUCUGAAUGGACUAUUUUACAGAAUUUACCGGGGCAAAGCCACAAAGACUCUUGGUUCUCCAUCUCCCACCGACCAGUUUACCAAACUCUUAUCCUAGUCCUUUCUGUUAUAUUGAUGGGCAGUGCAUGAGGGCAGAAUUUAUAGUUCUCAAACAGAACCAGUUUUUUCAGGGUGAACUGUGCGUGUAUGUUAAAGGGACCCAAUCCCUUAAGGUGUCUUCUGUUAUUGUGGCUCAAUCGUCUGUGGAGAUACCUGAGGAAAUGUCCCAAAACCCUUGGUGCUUCCAGGCCAGAAUGGCAGUUCAUCUGGGACAAUAUUGUGAGUUUAUCUCAUCAAAUUUAUUUUCAAAAUGAGAAUGUAAUCACCUCAAAAGGAAACAUGCGAAUUUAACUUUGUGCUCCAAAACUCAACAGCUCAACUCAACUAAUUACCUUGGACAAAGGAUUGGACAUUUAGAAGUUGUCUACCACAAUUCUCUUGUUGAGGGAUUGUGUUGGUGAUAGCCAUGGUUGGUCCUUAGCAGAGCUUACAACUUAUUAAAACAUGUUUGUGCAUGCUAACAUUAAAAGUUCUCUAGUGGUAGCCAAUGUAUUCUGUAAAAAAGUUUGCCAAAGUUUUUUGAAAUUUUAGGGGGAAGGAAGGGAGUUGGGUUGAUGUGAUUAAAUUUACCAACUGCACUGGGCUGUUUCGGUCAAUAGAUUUUUUUUUUGGAAAUCCAUGAAAACCCUUUCUGAGAGAAGUCCUCUGGUCUUUCUCAAUAACUUUUUUUUGCAGGUCGGUUUCAGACCUCUCCAUUCUCAGUCAUAGGAAUGGACCCCACUAGGUGAACCGAAUGCAACACAACAUAACCCUGUAUAAUACUAGGCAACACAUCAACCCAGCUCAUUACAUAGAUGGUGUGAGGUCAAGGUUUUGUGAGGUAACUUUUUAAUGUAACAUACUUACUGUCAUCAGUCAAACCCUUUUCAUGGACCUUGAGUUGAGUGAGAAGCAAUUAAAAACAAAACAAACAAUAUUCAAGUAUACACCAUAAAUAUGGAGUGGAGCUAAAUCAAGAUGCUGAAAUUACAAAUCAUUACUUCUAUCCGGAAUUUCCAAUUGCUGGACAUUGCAAUCUCUUGUACAUAUUCGCAUAACAAAGUGGUAGUGAAUGCUAAAUGCAUAUUUACACUGUACACAUGGGAUGGGCAUAUCAGAGGUGCCAGAGAAUGCACUGUGUUGAAGUUGUUGUCAGAGAUCAGGAAAUAGGCAAUAUAGACUCAUGAGAUGCAGGUUUUGCCUUGAAACUGAGGUUCCUAUAUGUAGCAGUCAAAAGUUAUGGCGAUUUCACAAUUAAGUUUUUUCUUCUACCUUUUUAUAUAAAAGUAUACUAAACUGUAUGUCUCACUGGUGUUUUUUUAUUUGUCCGAUUUUUGACUAUUUUGGAAUGAUAUUCUUGGAGAGGGCGAGAUUUUUCUAUAAAUAUAUUAUUUUGCAUUUUUUCUCUGUGCAUUCUGUAUUUGAUAGUGUGACCACAGUAUGUCAUUACUGUUCUGUAUUGUCCAAAUUAAUAAUAAAAAUGAGAUAAUGAACUGUUA
Molecule: messenger RNA, 7627 nt
Organism: Anguilla rostrata (American eel)
Lineage: Eukaryota; Metazoa; Chordata; Actinopteri; Anguilliformes; Anguillidae
Gene: tefb
Product: TEF transcription factor, PAR bZIP family member b
Exons: 4
Coding region: 2791-3825 (344 amino acids)
Biological process (GO): regulation of transcription by RNA polymerase II
Cellular component (GO): nucleus
Molecular function (GO): DNA-binding transcription factor activity, RNA polymerase II-specific; RNA polymerase II cis-regulatory region sequence-specific DNA binding
Source: RefSeq, a predicted model, not a curated record